Drosophila pseudoobscura is the source of this 2186-nucleotide messenger RNA. RefSeq names its product A-kinase anchoring protein pkaap (gene pkaap). The record is from RefSeq and is a predicted model, not a curated record. NCBI's taxonomy places the organism in Eukaryota, Metazoa, Arthropoda, Insecta, Diptera, Drosophilidae. Gene Ontology annotation, biological process: intracellular protein localization. Gene Ontology annotation, cellular component: mitochondrion; plasma membrane. The coding region runs from base 160 to 1956 and encodes 598 amino acids. The transcript is spliced from 3 exons. Gene Ontology annotation, molecular function: protein kinase A binding.
GUCAGACCGUAUAUUUUAGCGAGAAAUCCGCGGUCACACUGGUCCAGCUUUGUCAACAGUACGCGCAAUACAAUAAAAAUUAUAAACUACGCAUAAAUUAAGAAAUAAUUGCCACAAACAAAGGCUACAAACUGAGCAGCCAGGCAGUAGCAUGUAAAGAUGCUAAAGUACAUCAAGAGGCAAACCAGCCGUCGUCGCAGCAGCGCCCACAACGCGGUGGCCACUGAUGAUGAUGUGGACGUGAUAGACUGUGCGGCGCAGAAGAAGCGCCAUUCGCUGCGGUCCACAACCAGUUUCUGUGAUGAGGUUUUUAUGGAAGAGGAGGAAGGCGGCAACGGCAACGGCAACGAUGGCGCAUCCGAUGCCGUCAGCCUGCUGAAUGGCGGGGGCCCUGAUGAUGACAUAUUCAAGUACAAUUCCCGGCUCUCCAUGAAUCUGGCGGCAAUUGUCAGCGAACCGAAUUGUUUGAGCUAUUUCAUCCAGUACCUAGAGACGCGACAGGCCCUGCCCUUGAUCAAGUUCUAUCUAGAUAUAGAGAACUUUAAGAGGGCGGCUUUGAGCCAGACGGAGGGGGAGAACGAAGAGCCCGAAGCGCCUGCAACCAAAGCAGAACAAAAGCCAAACGAAGAGAAAGAUGUACCUGAACUGAAGACGCUGUGCGAUCUAUCCAUGCGGAAACCCCUCACGGACGACGAGAAGAGCCGCAUAUAUGCGGAGACCAACAAACAGAUCAAGAAACAGAAGGCCUGCAACGAGCUCUCGCUGGCGAGCAUCAGCGAUGCCAUAGCCAUCUAUCAGAAGUACCUGAUAGUCAAUGCGAAUCUGCAGGUAGAGCUGCCCAUUGUUAUCCUGGCGCACAUAUCCCUGCUUCUCUGUGGCCGGGAUAAGUCGCUGCCGAACCAUCCCAUCCUUGCCAGCUGCUUUGAUGAGGCCCGGGACUAUGUCUUGGAGCAGCUGGAGCGAGAGCAUGUGCAGGGCUUUCUGCAGAGCAGCUACUACUGUAACUACUGUCUGGAGCUGAUCGAGGUUGAGGGCACCAUUAACAUCUACGAUGUCCUGUACAGCGAGCUCGCUCUGUUCUACUUUACGGAGUAUCUAGAGCAGCAGCAGGAGCGCGAGUGCCUGGAGUUCUGGAUCACGGCCGUUAAUUUCCGGAAGAGUUUCGCCGGGGAUGAGGACCAGCAGGCGGCCCAGGCCGAUGCCAUGAUCAUCUACGGGAGAUACUUCUCCCUGCAGUCAGAGUGCCGUCUGUGGAUGUCCCAGAAGCUCCGGCUGCGCGUGGAGCAGGCCAUUUGCGGUCCUGAUGAGAUGUGGCAGGCCUUCGAUCUUGCCCUUCUCGUCACGGCCAAGUAUCUGGAGCAGAAGUACUUUGCUGAUUUCCUCAAGUCCCACAUCUUCGACAAUUAUGUAAAUGAACUAAAGGCGAAGCGGGGCACUCUGGUCACCGCCCAUGAUGUGCCAGAGUCCAGCAACAACUCUCUGUCGGGGCUGCAGCACAAGCUGAGCCUGCGACGGGCUUCCAACGUCUCCGCCCAGCAGCGGCAUCGCAAGACCAUGUCCAUGUCGGACUGCACGCACAUCUCUCAGCACAAUACCCUGCUGGCGGCGAUGGAUCACCAAACGAAGCCACCAGCAGCAGCUGGAAAUUUGAACAUCGAUGCACGGCAGCUGACGAAUCCACAGCUGCUCUGGCAGCGACCAGUGGGUGCUUUGAAAUUUGGUUUUGUCAACUCCCUGGGACGCUACGAGCGAGACUUUGAGGCGGUAGAUGCAGUGACGCUCAAGUCACAGCCGUGGUCGCUGAGCGUCAGCGGUAGCAAGAUCAAAAAUGCCAUGAGGAAGCUGGUCAAUCUGCCAGAGGACAAUGUGCAGGAGGAGAUUGCCUGGCAGGUGGCUGAGAUGAUUGUAAAGGAUGUGACUAGCAUUACCCUUAAGGGUGCCUCUGGGGUGCCAUAAGACUCUUUCUUCCUCGCUGAAGUUGCUUUUUAUUCGAAUUUUAAGAAAUUAUUUCUCGAUUUGUAUACAUAAAAUUUUUAGGUUAUAAUUUUUGGCGCUCAAAUCAAACCAUAAGUGCACAAAGGAUAUCUCAACAGAAGCUCUCUCUUAACCCCUUUAUAUUCCACUACCACUCUCUUAUGUACAAAAUAUGUUGAACAAAUGCAACUAUUUAUUAUUAACUAUUUAAA